This is a messenger RNA of Paramecium octaurelia, 2590 nucleotides long. The record is from the annotation of a GenBank genome assembly. NCBI's taxonomy places the organism in Eukaryota, Ciliophora, Oligohymenophorea, Peniculida, Parameciidae.
CUUAUGUCAGACGAAGAACCAUUAAAAGAGGACGACCAAGAUAAAGGAGACAAUCCUGAUCAAGACAACGAAGAUUACCCCGAUGAUCAAUAAAUCUUUGAGGAUGAGGACAAUCUAAAAGAUGAUGAGGAGUACUAUUUAUGUUCAUCUUUUAGUCCAAAGAAUAAUGAGUUAGCAAACAGUUUGAAACUCACUAUUGAGGAGUAAGGAUUAGAUGAGAAUCAGAAAUUGAGGAAAUGGAAAGACCUAUUGACUGAGCAUGUUUAAUAAGUGUAAAAGUUAAGAAGGAGAAAUAACAAUUUAAGAGGCCAACUCAAAAAACUAGGAGAUAAAGCUGAAAAAUUGGUUUAAUCUAAUGUUAGAAAAUAAAAAUUAUUGGAAUAAAAAUUGGACCCAAAACAUUAUAAUCUCGCUGAAAAGAAGAUAUUAUAUGAAAUUAAGAAUGGCAAAUCCAAAUAGGACUUCGCUAAUAAAAUAGAUCCACGAAUUUGUAACUCUUUUAUAUUAUACUUAAGUGGAUUUGUUGAUUGCUAUUGACAAAAUGGAACAAUCUAAUAACUAGAUGAGAGAAUCAAUCAAGGCUUUGAAAGAUAGAAACAAAAACCUAGAAUAGACUGAAGAAGUAAACAAACUGAGUAACGAAAUCAUACUUCUUGAAAAACAAAUUGCAGACGAAGAUAGAUUGAGAAGAAAGAUGCAGGUAAUCAUGAAAGAACAAGAAGCAGAAUUCAAAUAACAAUAGUUUGAUUGUGAUUAUGAGGGUAGAUUAAAUAGUCUCAAAGAUUAAAUUAAACAAUUAAAGGAUAGUAUUAGAGAAGCUUAGAAAGUUGAAUUGCAUGAAACAAGAAAAGAAGUUGAAUUGAAUAAUCAUUUCGCUGAACUUUAAAAAAUGUAAUAUUCAAUUGAUAUCCUCAUAGUUAUCGUCAAAUGUGUAAUCAAUUAAAUAAACCAUGCGACGAGAAGUAGCAUUUUAAAUAAGACAAAUCGAAGGACCAAGAUCAUCAGAAUGAAAAAUAAAGGAAGGUACAAGAGUUUGCACAGAAAAGUCAAGAAGAAAAUCUCAAGAGGUUCUUACAAUUAAAGGAGAAUUAAACAUAACCAGAAGACACAACUGAACUUCAUAAGGCCUUGAAAGAAUUCAAAGAAGAUUAAACGAAAUUCAAGUAAAUUUAGGAGGAAGUCAAGAAUUUGCAAGAUGAACUUGAAAAAAAGGAGAAGGAAGCUUAAAAGGAAAAGGCGAGAUAAGUUGAGGAAUACUCUAAAAUAAAUGAAGAUGUAGUUUAGUUAGCAAAAUAAUUAAAAGAAAAAGAAGUGUAAACAAAAUCAUCAGUGUUAAAAUUAAAUGAUCUCCAAAGAUAAGUACAACUAUUAGAUAGAAAAUAAGUCUCAGAACCAAUAUAGAGUACACAACAAAAACCAGAAAACAUAUUUUAUGGAAUUGAUAAAGAUUCAUAGACUUCUGUGCCAUUUGAUGAUAUCAAGAACUUGGAUUGGACAUCCAGCAUGCCCAUCAAUUAAAUAGUUGUGUGUAAGAAUAGUAACAAUAAUCUGAUCAUUGGUUUGGAGUUGACGUAUGGAGAUGCAGAGAACAAAGAAGAGCAGAAGACAACAAAACAUGUUGGAUUAUAAGAAGGUAAUAUUGAAAAGGAAUAAAUCAAAAUAACUCCUGAAGAAAAAUUAAGCUAUAUAUCUGGUUUUUAUAAUUCUGAACAAAUAAUUUUCUUGAAAUUUGAAACGAGUAAGAAAAGAGUCAUUCAAGUUGGAAAUAUGAAAUAUAAGGAUAAUUAAACCAAAGAUUUUAGAAUUGAAAUUAAGGAUAAGGAAAUUCUAGGAUUUAAAGGAAUUUUAGACUACACCUAAGGUAACCAAUAAUGUAUAUUAUUUAGAAUCGUAGAGUACAUCUGAAAGAUACUUAGUCGCGAUUGGUUUAAAUCUCAAAUCAAAGGAAUUGGGCCUUUCGGCAAAGAAGCAAUAGAAGAAAUAGAAGAUGUUAGAAGAAUAAGAAAAAUAAAGAGUUCCUGUUGAUUAUAGAAAAAUAUCAUAUCCCUUUAGAAAGAACCAUCCAAAACAUUUAGAACUAAUUAAAUCUCAACCAAAGUUAGAUGUCUCAAUAUAUGAGGAAGAGAAAGGUAUAUCGAUUUCAUAGCUAUUUUAGCAAAGUUGUUCUAAAAAGAAAAAGAGAGAUACUUGUAGGCACAAAGAGCAUAAUUGGGAUUACUAUCAGCUAAGCAAUUCAGUCCCGCAACAUACAAAUAAUAAGAGUAUUUAGAUGAAGAUUAGAAGGUAAUAAUGAUAUCCUUACAAAUAAUAGAGAAAACAAGAGAGAGACAAGAGAAAAAUUUGGGUCGAACAAAAGAGGGAGGAGAAUAAAAAUACUUUAAUGCUUCCUGUGAUAGAAAACAAGACGCCAGUAGACUAAGACAAAAAAGGAGCAAAAGUGCAAAAAACAGUUAGUCCAUAAAAGCAAUAGAAACAGCCUUAGAAGGAGGUUCCAAAAAAAGAUGAUUCUAAAGCUAAAAAAAAAUGAAUAAUUUACAAAUUUCAACACCUAUAGCUUAGCGUGGUUCUUCCAUUCUAUCCUUUGAGCCUG